AUGACUAUCAGCAGCGUUGUUUUUCCAACUCUGUUUCUUAUAAAAGGAUGGGUGAAAUCAUUGCGUGAAAUAGUUCAUGACUACUUGAAGGAUCAUAGGGCUACCGCGGAUCUUGGAGUUCAAGGUGGAGGCAGAAGAAACUCAACAUUAAUUUGUGCUCCAAUCAUAGCAAACUCAGUGGAACAAAUGGUGUCUCAGAUAAGCAAGGCAAAAGAAUUAGGUGCCGACCUAGUGGAGGCUCGGUUGGACUUCUUGAAGAACUUCAAUCCUUCACAACAUCUUCAAACCAUAAUAGAAAACCGUCCUUUGCCCAUUUUAAUCACUUACAGACCUAUAUGGGAAGGAGGGAAGUAUAAUGGAGAUGAAAACAAGAGACAAUCUGCUCUACGUCUAGCCAUUGAAUUGGGAUCUGAGUUUGUUGACAUUGAGUUAAAGGUAGCUCAUGACUUUUACAAGUCCAUUGGAGGGAAGAAGCCAGACAAUGUGAAGAUCAUUGUCUCUUCACACAACUUCGAAAAUACUCCCUCUGUGGAGGAGAUAGGUAAUCUUGCUGCAAGAAUUCAGGCUUCUGGGGCUGAUGUAGUGAAGGUUGCAACCACUGCAUUGGACAUCACAGACUCUGCACGUGUUUUUCAAGUCCUUGUGCAUUCUCAGGUCCCAAUGAUAGGAAUUGCAAUGGGUGAGAAGGGAUUUAUGUCACGUGUACUCUGUGCAAAGUUUGGAGGAUUUCUCACGUUUGGUUCAAUUGAGGCUGGAGCUAUAUCAGCUCCUGGGCAACCAACUAUUAAAGACUUGUUGGAUUUAUACAAUUUUAGACAGAUUGGGGUUGCCACCAAAGUACAUGGUGUUAUAGGAAAUCCUGUUGGUCAUAGCAAAAGUCCUCAUCUUUAUAAUGCAGCUUUCAAGGCUGUGGGAUUUGAUGGAGUUUACUUGCCUUUGUUGGUUGAUAAUGUCUCAGAUUUUCUCAACACUUACUCAUCUCCAGAUUUUGUUGGAUACAGUUAUACGAUUCCUCACAAGGAGGAUGGACUUAGAUGCUGUGAUGAGGUCGAUCCAAUUGCCAAGGCAAUAGGAGCUAUCAGUUGCAUGAUUAAGAGGCCACACGAUGGAAAACUAAUAGGUUAUAACGUUGACUAUCUUGGGGCCAUUGCAGCUAUUGAGGAAGGAAUACUAGGUUUAAACGGAAGAUCUAUAUCUGGUUCACCUUUAUAUGGUAAACUGUUUGUCGUUAUGGGAGCUGGUGGGGCAGGAAAAGCACUAGCUUACGGUGGAAAAGAAAAGGGUGCAAGAGUAGUUGUUGCCAAUCGUACUUAUGCCAAAGCCAAAGAACUUGCUAGUAAAGUUGAAGGAGAGGCUAUUACUCUAUCUGAAUUAGAGAACUUCCACCCACAAGAAGGGAUGAUUCUCGCAAAUACUACAUCUGUUGGAAUGAAACCGAACAUUGAUGAGACACCCUUACCAAAGGAAGCCCUGAAACACUAUUCAUUGGUGUUUGAUGCCAUUUACACACCAAAAUUGACAAGACUCCUUCGAGAAGCACAAGAAGCUGGAGCAGCCAUAGUCUAUGGUACAGAAAUGUUCAUCAAUCAAGCAUUCGUGCAGUUUCAAAAGUUCACAAAGUUGCCAGCACCGAGACAACUAAUUAGGGAUGUGCUGGGAAGAAAUACAUGA
This is a messenger RNA of Gastrolobium bilobum, 1671 nucleotides long. Its product is annotated as bifunctional 3-dehydroquinate dehydratase/shikimate dehydrogenase, chloroplastic-like. Lineage: Eukaryota; Viridiplantae; Streptophyta; Magnoliopsida; Fabales; Fabaceae. The coding region runs from base 1 to 1671 and encodes 556 amino acids. Gene Ontology annotation, biological process: chorismate biosynthetic process; shikimate metabolic process. The record is from RefSeq and is a predicted model, not a curated record. Gene Ontology annotation, molecular function: shikimate 3-dehydrogenase (NADP+) activity; 3-dehydroquinate dehydratase activity. The transcript is spliced from 12 exons.